AAAUUUGUUAUUAGAGUUAUAAUAGAUAGCUUUCAAGAUUUCACUUUGCACCCAUUGAUUUCCACUACCAAUGCAGCUACAUUCCGUCUUAAUCUCAAAAUUUUCAAUAAGAAAACGAUACAAGCACAUAGUCAUUAUUUCAGAACACAGAGUUAUGAUGUUGUCAUUAAUUUAGGUAGACUUUGCUCUCUCUACAAUUUUGUUCAUACGCUCAAUAUGUUUAUCUUUUGGCGGUAUACAUUCCCUUACGAUCUCAACUUCAUUCAACUUUUUGAUCCAUCUGUUUAAUUCUGGAAACGUAUCCUCUGGAGUCAUAUCGAUUCCCAUACAUUCCCAAGCCCGAGUCAGACAAAAUGGGAUCAAUAUACUUCCUGCAACCAUGUCCAAGAAUCCGAUCGUCUUUCUGCCAAAGAAAUCUUUUCCAGUGACUUCCUUCUCAAGAAACAUAAGCAUUUCUCGAAUCUCUUCAAUAGCAACAUCUAUUCCCUUCUCUGCUUUUACUAGGGGCAUGAACCCAACUGCGUACCUGUUCAUCGACGAACUUGGCCCAGAAUCGAGCCAUGGCUUUCUCGUAGGGAUCUUGAGGUAGAAUUGGAUUGUUAUUCCAAGUUUGGUCGAUGUAUUCGAGGA
This is a messenger RNA of Arabidopsis lyrata subsp. lyrata, 630 nucleotides long. RefSeq lists its product as uncharacterized. NCBI's taxonomy places the organism in Eukaryota, Viridiplantae, Streptophyta, Magnoliopsida, Brassicales, Brassicaceae. The transcript has 2 exons. The record is from RefSeq and is a predicted model, not a curated record. Bases 380 to 589 code for a protein of 69 amino acids.